Rhododendron vialii is the source of this 1143-nucleotide messenger RNA. RefSeq lists its product as uncharacterized. The coding region runs from base 115 to 813 and encodes 232 amino acids. The transcript has 5 exons. The record is from RefSeq and is a predicted model, not a curated record. NCBI's taxonomy places the organism in Eukaryota, Viridiplantae, Streptophyta, Magnoliopsida, Ericales, Ericaceae.
CCCUGCUCUUCCUUAUCGCCUAGAGGCUAUCGUAGAUAGUAAAUAAACCUAAUACCCAUCCCCUCUCCUCAUCCCCUCUCCUCUCGAGUCGAAAGAUCAAUCCGGUGGCAUCAGAUGACCGCCAAGAGAACCGACGACCGCCCCACACAACCAAGAUCUACGAGAAUGGGGUCUCGGAGGAAGGAGAAGCCAUCUGCUGAAAAAGGAAAGGAGGAGGAGCCAUCUGUUGAAAAAGGAGAGGAUGAGCUAUCUUCUGUUCAAAAAGGGAGGGAGGAGGUAGCGAAUGAAGCACGAGAAUUGAUUAAGAGAUGGCAACUCUCAGCACGCCAACGGGACUUGGAAGCAAAGUCGUCCAGCGAUGUUGAUCAACAAGAAGAAGGAGGAAAACCGAAGAAGAAGAGGAAGACGCCGGAAGAAAGACCCCGAUUUUCAUACCAAGAGAGGUGGGCUUACAAAAGGAGGCUCAAAGAGAGCGGGGGCUUUGAUGUCGGGGAUGUUCCCGAUAAUGUUGAUCCUCGGCUGACACCCAUUGCGCCGUAUAAAGUCUUCGGCAGGCCGCAUGCAGAUAUCAGAUUGAAAAAGGUCGAAAAGUAUUCCAAGUUAGCUCUUGACAAGUACAACAAGGAUAACAAAACCAAGUUCGAGUUUGGGAAGUUUCUCAAGGCGAACGUCACUACUUAUAGUUGUCGGCUCUGGUAUGUUACCUUUCAGAGCAAGCAUAUGCCUGGUUUUCGCCCUAAGAACUUCCAAGCUGUCGUGCAUACUAAUCAGUAUGAUGAGGGAGAUGUCAAGCUUUGCAAGCGUGUUACAUAAUUCAAACUACUCGGAGGCUGUCAUUGAAAAGAAAGGGGAAAAAAACUUGAAAGCUUGAUAAAAACUUAAUUGCAGCAGUUUUGGGACUUAGACAACUUUUCCUGUAUCCUGCUGAUUAGAAAAGCAAAAUGGGCUCCCUCAAAUGCUGGAAAGAGAUGCUCUGUGCAUUGAUAUGUAAUAAGGUCUCAUUUGGUGCCGAAAUUCUAUGUCCUCACCAAAAUGUACCAUUUUGUGAAAAAAUCGGUGGAUAAAUUACAGGCUAGUUCAAAAACUGCCCCUUAAUUCCCAUUAAAAUUUUUGUCCGAAAAAGUCAUUUUUGCUGUAGUCUUG